GUCUAAUUCUCGGUGAGUUGUCGGUAAUUGCUGGACCGUGGUGACCUGCUGAACCCCUGUAACGGAGCUCAGAGAACCGCUGUAUAGAGUACCCCCACCACACACACGCACACACACACACGCACGCACAUAGAGAGAGAGAAAGACAGAGAAAACAACCCCGCGCGCAGCCUCGGCACAAGACGAAGGAGAAGAAGAGGAGGAAGAGGAGAACAGAGCGCGCGCUGGAGGCGACACCUGUCAAGUCGUUACUAAACACAGUUGGUUUAUUUAUAACAGACUGGGGCGCCCUGAAGACUUUGGGGAUAACCCGAGGUGGAAAUAGAGAUUAGUCGCACCUAUUGCCGCUGUUUUGCGCCCAGGGGAGAGAAACGGAGCCUUUUGAGGGGAGAAAAAAAGGAGAGUGUAGCAUUAUCGUUAUGACAAGCCGUUUUGGAGUUGAAGUUGACGCAGGUUAGAUGUUGGCUGACGGGAACUGACUGACAGCGAGAACCGGGAGCAAAAAGACGUGGGAGAGAAAAAAACGGGACUUUAUCCGAGGUUGGUGCUGACUAACACUCAGCCUGCUAUCCUGCUGAAGCGAACGCCACUGAGAUCUACCUUUAGGAUAACAGACGGCAGUCCAUUUCUUCUAACCUGUGGGGGAACCUUUCACACUGCGCCACGUGACUGGCCAGCACUGCGCUCCUUAGAGUGGAUUUCAUACAGUACACACUGUCAUCUGGCUUUGCUGCCUCUGGAGAUGAUCUGUGUGUACUGAAAAGGAAGCGAUCAAACGUUUAGCAGAGGAGCGAGAGGCUGAAACUGAGAGGGAAUCCAAAUCUUACAGCCUGUAGUCUGUACCAGGUCAACUUGUCCAUCACAGCCUCCAAACGUGCUCAUUACCAUCACUGAGCUGUGAAAUUUAUGUUCUAAUAAUUGUUAGAAUACAACCAGUAAUAACAGAUCAGAUUUUCCUGAGGACUUUCUGCUGGAUUUUUCUGAGCUGUGGAAAUCCUACUGAUUGUCAGCCCACUGCUCGUUAAUUAAGACCGCUACCUGGCAAUUCAAAGCAAGUGUAGCACAGCACAGGACUAUUUUUGCAUGACCCACUGCUUGCAUGAAUAUCCAGGAUUGCUUUUGACUUCCAAGAAGGACCCUUGAGCCCUCAACCAUCUUCUGACUGUUUGCCAAACUGUAGCAGUUGGGUGUGGGGGGGUUGUUUCAGAAUUAGGCCUCUGGACACUCAUUGAAGAUGACUUGAGUUGGCAGGCCUAAAAGCCCCUUACCCAGAGAGAGAGAGAAAGAGAGAGAGAGAGAGAGCUUGGCAGCAGGACACACAGGCACACACACACGACGCACAAAUGUGGGUGCCGAGGCGGCUUUGAGCCAUGCUGGUGUUGCUACUCGUGGAGCCCUGGAGUACAGGCUAUCAUCAUCCCUAUCAUCAUUCACCCAAGCUGAGGAAGAUUCAACGGCCCCAAGGAACAAGGCUACACUUCUGAACGAUUCAAAGACGACUGGGAAACUGUGCUUACACACACACACACAGAGAUCCACAGCGGCAUCCUCAAUCACACAUAUAGACACACUAAUACUCCUCCCCACAAAUCCUUGAUCCAGGAAAAACAAAGCUGCGGCGGACGUGAAAGGCACAGAGACUGAACAGUCAGGAGCUGUGUACCAACAUGGCAGCUGAGAGUCUUGCUGAGCUCCGCGAUUGGCUCUUUCUGCUCCUCCUGUGCCUCACGUUACUGGCUGAGGUGCUGGAACUGGCGGCAGCGGCAAUUGCCAUGGAGACAGGCGAAGGAGAUGAGGGCAUUGUUUGUCCCUCAGUGUGCCGCUGUGAUGAGGGUUUUGUCUACUGCAACGACCGUGGCCUCAGCUUAAUUCCUCCACUACCGUUAACGGCUGCCAUCCUCUACUUGCAGAGCAACCGGCUGAGUAACGCCGGGCUGCCUCCCUCACUGGAACGCAGCACCUCCAUACGAGUGAUUUACCUGUAUGCCAACCAGUUGGAUGAAUUCCCUAUACACCUCCCGCCGUCGUUACGGGAGCUCCAUUUGCAGGAUAAUAAUAUACGAACGUUACCGCGGUCAGCUCUGGCCAAGUUACCAUUACUAGAACGUUUACACCUGGAUGAUAACUCUAUAUCCACAGUUAGCAUCCAGGAGAGAGCUUUUUCUGGGACUCCACGGCUUCGACUGCUGUUUCUGUCUCGGAACCACCUGUCAAGCAUCCCGGCAGGCUUGCCAGCUUCCUUGGAAGAGUUGCGACUGGACGACAACAGGAUCAGCACCAUCCCCACACAUGCCUUCCGGGGGCUCUCCUCGCUGCGACGCUUGGUCCUGGAUGGGAACCUGUUGGCAAACACACGCAUUGCAGACGACACCUUUUCUCGUCUCUCCAACCUGACUGAGCUGUCACUGGUGAGGAAUGCCCUGCAGUCACCACCUGUCAACCUGCCUUCGGCUCACCUGGUACGACUCCAUUUGCAAGACAACGGAAUGACCCACAUACCAAGGGGUGCGCUGGAUGGGAUGCGGCGGCUACAGAGGCUGGACCUGUCAGGGAACAAUCUGACCAGUCUCCCCCGAGGACUUAUGAAGGACACAGAAAGCCUGGAGAUGCUACUUUUGCGAGGAAACCCCUGGUACUGCGGCUGUAACCUUCGCUGGCUACACGCCUGGCUUCACGGCCGGGGGGCAGCAGUGACGGUCAGAGGUCUGACCUGUCAGGGGCCCGAGCCUGUAAGGGGCCAGAUCCUAAGAGACCUAACCUCCCUCAUGGAGCAGUGCGAAGGCCCCCCUGCAGGUCCCAGUGCUGGAGUCGGGGUAAACCCAGCAGAAAAAGAUGGAGGAGGUGAAGAUGGUGUUGGAGGGGGCCAGGCAGUGGCUUCAGUGCCCCAUGGCAGCACCACCACUACCUCUCUCUUGGUCCCCACACAAGGUUCCCUGUUUACCCUGCGAGCCAAGCGGCCGGGCCUUGUUAUGCCUCUGCCUCCCAGUGAAGGAGGACAGGUAUCUGGAGAGGCCUUGGAGCUGACUGUAAAACCUCUCUCUUCGGACAGUGUAUUGGUCAGUUGGCUGUGCCCACAGCCGGCACCCUCCUUCCGCCUGUCAUGGCUGAGGUUGGGUAGCAGUGCAGCUCUUGGUUCAAUAACAGAGACUUUGGUUCCUGGAGAGAGGAGACAGUACCUCCUUACCCAGCUCACCCCACGUUCACAUUACCUCAUCUGUCUGUUGCCACUACGACAGGAGCCCUCCUUUGGGGGUUCCAGCAUGGGUUCAUCUCGAGCUAGUAGCAUGGACACGGACAGUAAAGACUCGGCCCCGGCCUGUGCUCAGAUAGAGACUGGAGAGGCUCUGGUCAGCUCAGGAGGGGAGGGGUCAGAUAAAGAGGGACAGGACUCAGAGCUAACAGCCCUGCCAUUGGCUGGGAUCAUAGGGGGUGCCACAGCAUUGGUAAGCCUGCUGUUAAUAUUUGGCAUCUUCUGCUGGUAUGGACAGAGAGCAGGUUACAUGUCCGGGGACUCAGGCUCAUACAGCAGGGGUCGGGGUGGAAAACAUUAUGAUGACUAUGUAGAGUCAGGCACCAAGAAAGACACUUCCAUCUUAGAGAUCAGGGCCCCUCCUGCAGGGUUUCAGAUGACUGCUAUGGCCCAUCAGCCACUGCAGCCGAAGCUGGAGGAUGUCACCUACAUCCACACCAUUUUCCCCUCCUCUUCCUCUUCUUCCCAAGCUAACGGGACCUACCGGAGCAGCCACGGAGCGGGCAGCCUCAACGGCACCAUCCUCAGCCAAACCAGCCACCAUCAUGUCACUUAUGGCACCAACCGUGGCUACAGAGAGGGUGGCAUUCCCGACAUAGAUUAUGCCUACACGUGAUGAUACAGGGACACACUCCCUGAGCCAUGAAAGCCAGACGUCAUUUCUAAGGAUGACGACCCUUGGCUAGUGGCUAUUUUGUCCUUGGUUUCCAAAGUACCCUCUGUGCCUCUGCUGGUUCAAUUCUGAUUGGUUUGCUAAGUAGAAAAGACUGAUUUCAGCUUUAUUGAUUGGACAUUGCUAUUGAGUGACAGAAGUUACAGUCCUACUAUACUCUGCUACUGUAUACGACAUUAUACAGUGGGCCCUUCUUUCGGCGCUACUUAUAGUUAUAAAUGGUUACGUUUUCUCUUUUGGAUAUCUCAGUGUCUUUCAAACCUACUGUUCUUCUCAGCUCAUAAUAAUACACAGUAACUUAUUUGAGGUUGAUAUACUAGGCUUAGCUGAUUUAGUGGGAGAUAUAUUUAUAAUAUGAGGAAAAGGCACUUGAUGUGUAUAGAGAUAGCGCUCAUAUCUUCCUACCAACUGUAAGCUCUGUGCUGUAUAGAUAAAAAGGAUGACGGGGGGAGAAAUCAAUGGCUGUUAUAACCCACAGAUGACAAUGCAUCAUGGUUGACAUGAAAAGAUGUGUUCCUAGCCCCCUUCCUUUCCUCUGGUUUACUCCCCUCCUUUUUAAUUUUUCCUCCUUUCCACCUCUUUUUUUUGGCUGAGGCUCUUUCCUUUUAUUUCUCUCAUGUCUUUUGUGGUGCCGUGAGCAGAGGACGACUUUGUUCUCGUCAAGGGAGCUGACAGCAGUGAUAACAGUUCUGACAGAGACGGGAGACACAAACCACAGCAUGAGGAGACUAAUGAGAGGGAGAGAGAGAGAGCGAGAGAGUGGGGUGUGAUGAAUAGAUGGAUGGAUGGGGGGGAGAACAUAAAAGAAGACAAGGGGAGAGAAAGAAGGGUGCUGUUUUGGGCAUAGAGAUGCUGAGAGGUGUGUUGGCUUAAGGCAGAGUGCAAGGACAGAAAAGGAGAGAAAAAAGGAAGAUAAGUGAAAAAAGGGCGUGUGACAAAUGCAGCGGCAGGAGGUAAAAAAGCAGACAAAAGGAGAAGAUGGGGGAUCGAGAAGAGUGUGGGCGGGGUAAAGAAGAGGGGUGACAAUUGGAGUAAUGUAACAUCUUCAUCCAAAAAAAUGGCUCAAGUUUUACCCACAGUGUAUCCAUUACUGCACUCUGCAAAUAACCGAGUGAUAACAGGCACCAGACUUCCUUCAAAGAUUGUGAUCAUUACAAGUGAAAGACUUACAGAAAAGAACAACACAAGGAGAAGAGGCAUGGCAAGACAAUCAGAGAAACACAUUUAAAAAAAAAGUCAAAUGACUAGCCUGACAAAAACAGCUAUUUAAAAAAUCUCCCUCUCAAAAUUUAGAAAAAGCUGCUGCAUGUACCCAGUUUCUAUUGUGGUCUGGUCUCAUUACUAAAUUACCUUUGCAAAUGAAGAGAGAGAAACUUAAUCAUACAUCCUAUAAUAGUAACCCCAUUAUGUUCUAGUGGCUGGUUAAAUUUCUUUUCAAUGAAAAUUUCAAUAAAAUGCUGUAGCAGCUUAUCUUUUGGUGGAAGUCAGAACUAUUGUGGUCAAAUUACUGUUUACUAAAAUUCCCUCAUAACAAACUAUCUUUUCAAUGUUAUUAAGAAAUUUCUAACUGUUUUUAUUGGUAUUAAAGGAAAAGGUUCAAAUACAGGAGGGUGUGAGUGAGUAAUGUGGAUAAAAAUAUCUAUCACAGUAUGUGUCAUUUUAUAUUGUGAUGUUCAUAUAUAUAUAUA
Molecule: messenger RNA, 5611 nt
Organism: Seriola aureovittata
Lineage: Eukaryota; Metazoa; Chordata; Actinopteri; Carangiformes; Carangidae
Gene: flrt1b
Product: fibronectin leucine rich transmembrane protein 1b
Exons: 3
Coding region: 1668-3866 (732 amino acids)
Molecular function (GO): protein binding
Source: RefSeq, a predicted model, not a curated record